CUCUGCGGAGUGCUCUGGUUUAUUUAGGAGCCCUGAUCUCCGAGGAAGAAGGCGGUGGUCGCUUCGAGCAGGACGCGCCCUGUACAGUGCCAGCUGGGGAAGAGGGGAAACCUCAAGAAUGGAUUCUAAACCGUCAAGGAUUCCAAGAAGAAUUUCAGUCCAACCCCCCACCUCUUUAAGUGCUAGGAUGAUGUCUGGAAGCAGAGGGAAUAAUUUAAAUGAUACCUAUCACUCAAGAGACUCUUCAUUUAGACUGGAUUCUGAAUAUCAGUCUACGUCAGCAUCAGCAUCUGCAUCACCAUUUCAGUCUACAUGGUAUAGUGAAUCUGAGAUAACUCAGGGAGCACGAUCAAGAUCACAAAACCAGCAACGGGAUCAUGAUUCAAAAAGACCUAAACUUUCCUGCACAAACUGUACAUCUACCUCAGUUGGGAGAAAUAUUGGACAUGGUUUAAAUGCAGUGUCAGAUUCUUCAUGGAGACAUAAUCAGGUUCCCAGAUCUUCAUCAAUGGUACUUGGAUCAUUUGGAACUGACUUAAUGAGAGAGAGAAGAGAUUUAGAGAGAAGAGCAGAUUCUUCCAUUAAUAAUCUUAUGGAUUAUAGUCACCGAAGUGGUGAUUUCACAGCUUCGUCCUAUGUUCAAGACAGAGUUCCUUCUUCAUAUUCACAGGGAGCAAGACCAAAAGAUCACUCCGUGAGCACUUUACAGUUGAAUACAUCAUCUACAAACCACCAAAUGCCUUCUGAACAUCAGACCAUACCAUGUUCUAGGGACUCCAGUAGAAAUUCUCUAAGAUCAAAUUUUUCUCCAAGAGAAUUGGAAUCUCCCCAAAGCAGUACACAACCUGGAUUUUCUUAUAUUUCAAAUAGAGAUGAAACCUCAACCAUAAGCAGUUCAGAUAGGGUUGGUUCAUCUCAAAGAUCAUUUCAAGAAUCUUCUGACAAUGAAGGUAGACGUUCAACCAGGAGAUUGCUGUCACGUAUAGCUUCUAGUAUGUCAUCUACCUUUUUUUCACGAAGAUCUAGCCAGGAUUCCUUGAAUACAAGAUCGUUGAGUUCUGAAAAUUCCUAUGUGUCUCCAAGAAUCUUGACAACUUCACAGUCUCGUAGCAAUGCAGCAUCAUCUUCUGAUGUCCCUGAUAAUAGGGCAUCUGAAGCUUCUCAGGGAUUUCGAUUUCUUAGGCGAAGAUGGGGUUUGUCCUCUCUUAGCCAAAAUCAUAGCUCUGAGCCAGAUUCAGAAAAUUUUAACCAGGAAUCUGAAGGUAGAAAUACAGGACCAUGGUUAUCUUCCUCACUUAGAAAUAGAUGCACACCUUUGUUCUCUAGAAGGAGACGAGAGGGACGAGAUGAAUCUUCAAGGAUACCUACCUCUGAUAUACCACCUAGAUCUCAUCAUAUGUUUAGAAGAGAAUCAAAUGAAGUGGUUCACCUUGAAGCACAGAGUGAUCCUGUUGGGGCUACUGCCAGCAGAUCACAGGCAUCUCCAGCUUCGAGUAAUGCUGGUACUGGUGGCUCCACAUCAGAUUCAGCCCACAGUGGAAGAAAUACAGGAAUAACAGGGAUCCUUCCUGGUUCCUUAUUUCGAUUUGCAGUCCCCCCAGCACUUGGAAAUAAUUUAACCGACAAUGUCAUGAUCACUGUAGAUAUUAUUCCUUCAGGUUGGAGUUCAUCUGAUGGAAAAAGUGAUAAAACUAAAAGUGCACCUUCAAGAGACCCAGAGAGACUGCAGAAAAUAAAAGAGAGCCUCCUUUUAGAGGAUUCUGAAGAAGAAGAAGGUGACUUAUGUAGAAUUUGUCAGAUGGCAGCUGCAUCAUCAUCUAACUUGUUGAUAGAGCCAUGCAAGUGCACAGGAAGUUUGCAGUAUGUCCACCAAGAGUGUAUGAAAAAGUGGUUACAGGCCAAAAUUAACUCCGGUUCUUCGUUAGAGGCCGUAACCACCUGUGAACUCUGUAAAGAGAAGUUGCAGCUUAACCUGGAGGAUUUUGAUAUUCAUGAACUACAUAGAGCUCAUGCAAAUGAACAAGCUGAGUAUGAGUUUAUCAGCUCUGGUCUCUACCUAGUUGUGUUAUUGCACUUGUGCGAGCAAAGCUUUUCUGAUAUGAUGGGAAAUACAAAUGAACCAAGCACGCGUGUCCGAUUUAUUAACCUUGCAAGAACUCUUCAGGCACAUAUGGAAGAUCUCGAAAGUAGGUGGAAUUUCCCCUUCCCAGACUUGUUGAAUUUACUUUUGCAAAUUAAACCCACAGAGCAAAACCUAAUUGUAUAUUCUUUCUAUCAAAUUAGAGCUUCAUGUAUAGGCUUAAUAAUAGCAAAAUAAUUGAUUUGGGAAAGAUGGGUAGAGCAACUGACAGUUUCUUAAAAGCAUAUUAUAUUCUUUUAAAUUCUAUUUUAAGGUAUAGGAUGUAUUUUAAUAUUUUAAAUAAAAUUGUAUUUUUGAAUGUCUUAGUUUUAGAACUUUUAAUCAAAAAGAAAACAUUCACUGCUCAAACCACACUUCUAAAUCUGUUCAAUUUGUGUGUGUGUGUCUAUGAAGUUUUACUUGCUACUCAGCUUUGUUAGAUCACUAAAGGUUUUCCCUGGGUUUGUUUGUAGUUCUAGGAAAAUAAGGGUGAAAGAUUCCUAAUUCUGAGUCUAUAACAGAAGCCAUAGUUUUUUUUUUGCUCCUUGUUCAGGUCCUCAUGGACCUUUAAUAGGCAGCCAGCUCCGCCAGCAACUCCAAUCUCUUAAGAUCACGUUCCAGCAUUAGGACUUCUGCCUGGGCUCCUAUGUGAAGGCACUUAAUGCCCAAAUCUUUACAGGCAUCUGCACAGCUUAACCUCAAAGUCCUACAACCUCCAGGGUGCUUCAUAUCAGGUGGGCACAGAUAUCAGUAGCUGUGAAACAAUCCCUGAGAAUCCAAGAUUACCGUACCUUUUGUACCUUUUCACCCAAAGCAACUGGCUCCCCACGGUCAGAUUCCAUCACACUCUUUGAAGUGCUUUAAAAUAUGUAAUCUCCACUGGAUUAUCUUCUGUACUCAUCUUCAAAACACUUGGAGUGUUACCUGUAGUGUGCAUAAUGUUUUUACCUUUAGGGUAAGCUCAGCAUCCUUUAAAGUUUGGGAAGGACUUGGUCUUCAUGGGAACCUUUUAAUGCCUUGAAUAUUCUAAGACCCUGAUUUUUGUCAUUAAGUCUGUAUUGUUUUUAAGUUCUGAGAGGAUUAGAUAAUGCAUUUUCACAUUUCAGUAUUUGUGAAAAUGGUAUGUAAAGGAGUAAAUGGUAUAUAAAAUGUGAAUUCAUUGGGUAUAAAUACUUUUUCUUUUAUACCUUCUUAGUUUAGAUCCCUUGUGUUGUCUAACACAACAGUCUCUUUUUUGGUAAAUUAUAAUUAAUACCUUGCCAGAUGUGAUGAUAGUGAUUUGUUUCACUGUAUAUUUUCCUCAGAUUGCCUGUUUUGUUUUUUUUAAAUUAACAUUCUCAUUUAGAAUUUAGUUUCUUAAACAUAGCAGUGUCUCCUCCCAGCAUGUGAGAAAGAUGGAGGUGAAAUACACCCAAAUUCAGCUGUGAGUGACAGAUGUGGGUGCUGCAAGCUUAAUCCUAAGUACCAAAAUUUUCAUAUGUUCUAAGAGCUAGUUCUGACUGAAUUUUCUUCUUCCAUGGCUUUAAUCAAAUAGAAAACAUGAGAAUUUCCCUGAAGAGCUGUUUUUAUUUUUUAGUUUGAUAUUUUCUGGGAUACAGCAUAAAACUUAACUGCAGGAUCUACUCAUUUAUGAGCUGAGUACAUGCUUGAUACCCUUUAUUAAAAAUGGACUUAAGAUCUGCAAGAUAGGUAGACUAAGGAAACUUAGGUUUCAUCCAUACAUAUAGCAUAAUUUUUUUGUCGAUUCCAUUUGUUGGGUACUCUUAAAUAUUGGGUCCAGUAUUAAUACAAGAAGAGUGUACAUUUAACCUUUCUGCCCUUGAUAUUAGGGAAAUGCUGGUUGGGUGUUUAUUUUAGUGAACUUCCAUUUUUCUGAACACACAACAGUUUAUAGAAUACAUAGUUUUUUACUUAUGUCCUUCCUGUUGACAUUCCAGGAUGUGUAUUUUAAACUUCUGAGCUACUUAAUAAUAAUUUGAUGUCAGAAACAUUGCGCAAGUGAUGUUUCCGAUAAUGUGGAGGCAUAGGAAUAAUCUCAAAAAAAGGUUUUUAUUGAAUCCAAUUAUUUUAACUUGGGCUGUGUCUAUAUAAAGCUUUUUUGGCUAAAUAGAGCUUUUCUUGGCAUUGUAUAGACAGAGCUUUGAUGUAAAUUGGAAGAACACCCAUAACCUAUUCUGUGUACAUUUUUUUUCAUUCUCAUCGGAUGCAUCAAACAUGCAGCAGUAAUAAACCAGAUUCUUCUCAGGUGUGUGAGAGCACUUGCCUUAAGUUCAUUUUUUCUCUGGUGUCUGUAUCAUUAGCUACUAUGAACACAGAUUGGUCUCAGUUGUUGAGAAGAUGUUUCUUGAAGCACAUUUUUAAGCAUUUUCAUUUUUGUAAAAACUAACCUAACAAAAAGAUGUGGGGGUGGGAACAUUGUGGAUGGGCAUCGCCCACAGUCAGACCACCCCUAACCCUAUCAUUUACCAUUUUGAUCAAACAGUAUACUAAAUUGGGAUUUUUAUUUUACAAGUCAUUGCUAUUCUGGCUUCAUAUUUACACUUCCAUUCUCAUCCCCCUAAAAUCAUUCUUGAUCAUCCUGUUUUCUUUCAACAGCUUCAGAGGAUGAUUCCGAAGAAGAUGGAGACCAUAGCAGAACAUUUGAUAUUGCCUAACUUCAUAUAAGACAAAUGGAUGAUCUGUG
Molecule: messenger RNA, 4802 nt
Organism: Mustela erminea (ermine)
Lineage: Eukaryota; Metazoa; Chordata; Mammalia; Carnivora; Mustelidae
Gene: MARCHF7
Product: membrane associated ring-CH-type finger 7
Exons: 9
Coding region: 119-2317 (732 amino acids)
Biological process (GO): protein autoubiquitination
Cellular component (GO): nucleus
Molecular function (GO): zinc ion binding; ubiquitin binding; ubiquitin conjugating enzyme binding
Source: RefSeq, a predicted model, not a curated record